This is a messenger RNA of Pocillopora meandrina, 12762 nucleotides long. NCBI's taxonomy places the organism in Eukaryota, Metazoa, Cnidaria, Anthozoa, Scleractinia, Pocilloporidae. The record is from the annotation of a GenBank genome assembly.
AUGUUCAGCAACGAUGAAGAAAAGAAGACAGUUUUUAACUUACGAAAAUUGAAUGAAUUGCCUUAUCAUCUUUUACAAGCAGGCAAUCUUGAGAAUCUAAAAAAACACACUCUUUGCAACUUCGAGUUCCUUUUAGCUAAGCUUCGUGCAACUUCUUUAGAAUCAAUCCUGAACGACUUUACCGCCUCGCUUCUUCUGCAUCCAGAUGAUGAAGACCUGGUCGCUUUGGAGAAAACGUUGCAGCUGUCAUCCGCAGCUCUCAAAGCUGAUGCUAAUCAGCUGGCACCUCAACUUCUUGGAAGACUAAUUCCACAGCACAAUCAAGCCGAGCUCACUGGCAUUAGCCUCCUGCUACAACAGACGUAUUCCUCAUCGGUCCCUUGUCUGAUACCAAGUGACAAAUGCUUGACAUCUCCGGGCGGACCACUCAUUUCGUCCAUGAAAAUACCAGGCAAAUCUGUCUUCAAAUGUUGUGGUUUUAGCUGCGAUGGGAAAACAGCGUACAUUACGUCUUCUUUUUCUCAACCACUUCAUAUUCAGAUAUCGAGCGUGAAUUUAUUGAAUGGGAAAACAUUCAGACGAGUGACUCUUCCAGGAUCGCUGGGGGUAGGAGUCGUGUGGGUCGUUCAGGGAAGCAGUAUCAACGAAGAUCUCCUGCUGUUGGUAGGUUCUACUGACAUUUUUCUCAUUAAGCCAUCAACGGGCCAAGUGCUCCAGAAACUCGCAGCCCUCGUCAAGGAAAGAAUGUACAAUCCAAUGCCUCCUGUUUCGUUUGUGGAUAACGAAACUAGUGUCAUUGCCAUAACAGACAAAGACAUCAAGAUAUGGACGGCUGAAGAUGGAAAAGUUGCACAUAAGAUUGAUAUUGGCAAGAUUCCCACUGAUGAAGAGUACGGCACUAUAGGAGCAUCAGGGUGUCACGCAGUCUUCAGCCUCCACGGUUCUAGAAGUUUCACAGUGCUCAACUGUAAAACGGGAGAGAAGGUUCGCGAAGUUAACGUGUUCAGCGGGGCGGGUGCAUGUUUUGUGGGCGAAAUCAAAGUUACCUCCAAAGAGCAAGUGGUCGUGACAUCCUCGGAGAAAAAUGGCCUUCGAUUGUUUGACCUCCACACCGGAGAUUUUAUCAGAGAAAUAUCUCAGUUUAAAAUCAACAAGGGCCUACUUCGGACCCAUAUUACAGCAGACGGAACAAAGGCUGUGAGUGUAGCUGACUACGAGAUUUUGGUGACAAAUCUGGAAGAUGGAAUAGUUUGCAAAACUUUGAAGAGUAAGUCGUUCGGAACGCUUAUUAUUCACGUUAAUUUUUUCACAAACGACGGAAAAUUAGCCAUCUCCCUGGCUCAGGAUGAUGUAAUCCGUAUCUACAACCUUCAGCAGGCUCUUAGAGAGGGCACCGAAGACGUUUCCAAGCCAUCAUCUUACAACAAGGCCGUAUCUUCAAUUGAUUCCAUUAACUAUCUAAACACGGGAACAGAUGCAAGACAUGUAAUUGCGACAGCCACGGUCAACAACUCCAACCAAAUUGCUAUUUGGGACACUUUGACUGGAGUAAUGGUGCGAGCGUUGAAAGUAUUCCAAGAAUUGCCUCCCACUACGAUAAGAAUUUAUGGAGCAAGUCGUGCCGUUGGCUAUAUUCACGAUCAAGAGUAUCUUCAUUUUAGAGUUUUUGAUUUGAAAGAAGGGAAGGUUGAAAGAAAUCUGCAGGGCAAAGCGUCCAAAAGAACGGAAGCGUUUGGGUUCAUUGACGAGAACCACAUCAUCGCUUUCUCGCGCGGAAGACGUAACCUCAAAGUUUGGAGCAUCAAUGAUGGGAAGCUCACAAAGCAAUUUAAGUUUGGACAAAAGCAUCGAUUCGAAGACAUGCUUAUCAGUAGAAGCGGAAGAGUAGUAGUUUGUAGUCAAAUAUGCCCAACUGUUAGCUACGAGGAGGGUACCUUGCCUCUCUUUGCCCUCAACACGCAGUCAGGGGAAUAUAAAGUCUUGGAAAUUGAGAACACCCAGCUAAUGCUUUGGAAUGGGUGCUUAUCAGACGACGGGAGCUACCUCGUUAGUCUUUCCAAAGACUUCAAGGCAUUGCUGUGGGAUUUCACGAAUGGUACUUUAAAGGGUAACCUAGUCGCAAAUGAAGAAAAUCCAACCGCAAUCUGCACGGCCAUAUCAACAGCAAGCAAAGUGGUCCUAACCGGCCAAGGUGAUGGGGGUAUCACCGUUUGGGACAUUGGAAAUGGGCGUGUCCGUUCCACGAUGGAAUGUGCAACCGUUGAUUCCCUUUUUGUCGCACAAGAUGGCAAAGUGGCAUUUUCAAACUAUCGGUACACAAACAGCAACAUCGAUGCAUGGGAUCUAGAGACAGGCUCGAAGCUGGCCACUUUCACUUCAGAUUGGAAACCGGAACGAAUUACAAUAUCUGGAAAUCGUCUUGUGGUGGCUAAAGCAGAUAAACCAGAGCUGUUGAUGUUCCGAACACAUAUUCCUAGAAGUUCAGAAGGUACCAAGCCUGUUGAUUCUCCAUUUAAGGACUGUCCAUUGGAAAGUGUUCUGCAAGCUGAUCAAGACUUGGUUCAUGCUCGAGAAGGGGACGAAGAUGAGGAUAGCGAAGAUGAUUUUGACAAGACUGAUUUUCAAAAAACUGAGUUCACAAGAAAAGCGGUCCAUGCAAAACCCAACGUAAUAAUUGGUGGCGGUAGCUCGGUUUUUGCUUCCAAACGUGUUUUCAUUUCGGAAAAAGUUUACCGAGACAACUUUAUGUGAAGCUUCCAUAGCAGAAGUAAAGUUUGCUACGUAAUCUGUCAUGGCAAAAAUUUGACGUGCAGACCUGUAACACGUUAGUCCUCCUUUUUAAAUCGAAAGGGUCUUGCAUAGAUUGCUCUGGUUAGAUCGUUUAAUAGUUAGGAAACUAAUCUUAUACCCAAAUCCUACCGUACAGCUUAACUAAAAGGCGUAGAAGGUCUGGGUAUGAAAAUAUUAGGAAAUUACAUGGUAGCACCUUCGAAUUACGUGGACCAUACGAAGCGUUCAUUUCCCUAAUUUUAAAAGAAAUACAUUCCAAAAAAAAUCAAUGCUACGGAGAAAGUUAAAGAUAAACCGUACACAGCCGCGCUCAAACGCAUCACUCUAAAUAUUACAAGAAAGGAAAAUGCAAAUCGUUUUGUUCUAACUUUACGACACUUAUACGAUCGAAGAGAAGUUAUACCUCAAUUUUGCAUAGGUCAAUCUAUUGUAUUGAAAAAUCCAGCGACAAAAGUAUAUGAACAUCGCAUUUCGUGGAUUUAGUGAGUUUUCGAACAAUCUAAUCGAAUUUUUCAAUAGGACUUGCUUCUAAUGUAAUUAAUGUUCCAUUAAAGGAUUAGAAACCCACCCCUUUUGUAGACUUUCACACCAAGUCCUAUAAAGUCAAGCAAUGAAUAAUCAUGCUUCGAUCCCUCAAACUUCUACUUGAUGCGGUGAGGUUUGAAAAGAAGUGAAGUUUUUACCAUUGUUUUACUGUAGAGGUGAAAGAAAGCUAGCAUCGUCUCCUUCUACACCUUCAUUGCAUGCUGAGAACUUAAGACUGACACUACUCACUAGAUUUUCUUAUUGGGUAUGAGAUCCUACAACUUUUAGAUCCAUAGCUGUCCUUAUAGUUUAUUGGUAAAUAUUUAUCAAAAUUUGAACAUCCCUCAAAAACACGCAAUUUGCAGCAUACAAAUACAAUGGAUCUGGCAAGUUUCGCUCCAGAAAAUAGCGCACGUUUCUAGAAGCAGAUAUUAUUAUUAUCUAUGACGCCAAUGCUAAUAACCUUGAUCCAACUCACUGAGCAAACGGAAAAUCUUGUCAACGUAUUAUGCCCGCCCCGUGACAUUAAUAACGCAAAGGCGUCGCCUGACGAAACAAGCUUAAAAGUCAUCUUUGCUAGAUCAGAGCUCAAGCAAACUUAAGCUGCCAAUAAAUCGACGUACAUUGACCACUCUGAGGAUUCUUUCAACUGUGCUGCGAGAGGUAACCCGUAGAAAUUUUGUGUCGUGACAUGGUGUACCCCUGCAUUCCGAGGGCACUGAGGGUGAUCUUAACAUCGUGUCGCCAUGGUGUCAAACUCUGAUGACAGGUUUACAUUACUUAUUUAUUCACUUCUAAUAAUCAUUAAAUUCGAUUCGCGCUUCGAACUUAGAAACUGAGACUUACCGCUAGUGGGUUAUUUUGUUGUUGCUAUUGUUGCUAAAAAAAAGAUCAUCGUUUGUUACUACGCACGGUAAUAUCGGAGAGAAGUCUCUUCCAUUUAACGAAAGUGUCAAUUUUCAAACUUGAACAUUGGGAGCACAUGCAGGUAAGCGCCUAAAACCUUCUCUAACGGACACUUCGCGUUAUUAUUUGAUUCGUUACUACGAAUGAGCUCUAACUUAAAAGAUUUCAUUAUCUUGCUGAACAAAGCGUCAAUAAGUAAAAAAAAAAACCACUGACACCUCUCGAAAACGGACACGAUGUCGAAAAUCUCUGCUUGAAUAAAGCACAGAAUUACAAUUAUCUAAUUCAUGAUUAUUGAGAAAAUUCAAGGGAUGGAAAAUUGUUUUAUGGAUCGGGGUAAUUUUGUGGCUUUAUACGUUUCUUGGUUUUGUAUUUCACAAGUAAAAAAGCGGUUUUACAAUGAGUAAUCUUUAAUUGAACCUACAACACCUGUGAUCGCUUUAAAAUUUUCAAAAAUUAAUCUACAUAUUCAUCACAUGUUUACAAAAGUAAUAGCUGCUGGGGUUAAAAAUGCAAAUUAGUUUUAUAUUUUCAGUUCGCAGCAAGUCACGCAUUGUGUUUAAUUUUUCCAAAAGAAGAAAGAGAGGGAAUAACGCACUCAUACCUUUGUCUCUUGCAUUAAAUUUGUCACAAGCUCUUUGGGUUGGUGUACUUAUUUUAGUAAAGUACGCCCCACAUAACAGGUUGUAGUUGCGUUAUUUUCUGUAUAAAACUUACUUAGAGGUUGAUUUAUAACUUUCAUCACAGUCCUGACAAAUCUGUUGAAAACAUCUCGAUUUGUCGGUCAAGUUAGAGGUUAUCAUACCGCCUGACAAUGCCGGGAGCGCUGUUUCUGCGAGACGAAAGAAAAAAUUAACAGUAGAACAUAAUGAAGUAUUUUCAUGUUACAUUAUUUCUAAACUAACAUAGGAAUCGCAUAUAUAAAUGGACUUCCAAAGCCACCUCAACCGAAAUUUAGUGAUUCAGACACAAGCUCUUGGAUAAAGAGACUGUGUCGCUUUAGCUCAGCUCUUAAUAACGACUUUAUAGUAAUGAUUACAUAUGUGGUCAUCGUAACCGAGAAAUAACUGAAAAAUAUAUUUCAGCUGCUGGUUUAAACUUCAACGAUAAGUUUUCUCCAAACACAAGCGUCUGUCAAGAACGAUGGGUGUUCUUCUGUCCAAAAAGAAAAACAAGGAGCGACAUGGCUUCCAGGUAACGGAAGAUGACGACUCCGAAUCUCAGAGGAGUUCCGAAGACGAAAGGGAGCCGAAAAGUGACGAUGAUCAUUCCGAUAACGAGGAGAAGGACGAAAGUAAAUCUGACCAGGAAGAAAGCGCCAGUGAAGACAAUGAAGACAAAAAAAGCAGAAGCAGUUCUUCGGCAAGCAGCGAGAAAAGCAAAUCAUCUCAAGAAGAUGAAGGUGUCGAGGAGGAAAAAGACGAAGAGGUGGAAGUAAAAGAAGGCAGUCUUAAAGAUGUCGUCUUGGCUCGGACUGAAGUGAACUUAAGUUACGAGAAAAAAGUAGAGAAAGCCCUGGUUGGUGAUAUGGAUUUUGAAUAUCCAGAGCAAGCGAAAAUCGUGAGGAUCUUUACCAGCUCCACGUUCACAGGUAUUUUUGUUUCGCAUUGGUUCAUAAAAUAGUUCAAGUUUUAGACCUGGGGAUGAUAUAAAAACAACGAAAUCAUCCUUACAGGUGACCUACAAAUGACGAAAUUGCGAAAAGCACAUCCUGUAAAAUUUCAUGCAUCGGCAGGAUUCGAAUCCGUGCUAAGGAGAGGCUUUAUUCAAAAGAUGAAUUUUCGAAGACUACAAGACUUAUUUAUAUAUAGUUUUUAGACUUAAAGAGUCUGGGAUCACAUAAAGCGGGUAUGUUUAUUCUUGUCAGUUUUGACCAACGUACGUUUCGCAGCGCAGAUCAGCUAGAAGGAAAAAACUGAUUGAGAGCUCUACAUCUAGCGAUUGGGGUGCUAGUUGUGCUAGUUCAUAUGUUUUGCUAUUAUGGGCUAGAGAGCUCCACGGUAGAGGGGUCCGUGGAACGUUUGUGCUUGGUUUAGCGGAGACGAUUACACAGUGCAUGACAUGCGCACGUAAACCUAGUUAUUUCGUUGCCUUUCUUUGCUAAAUAUUGAAGACUUUAUCAGAGUUGCUGCUCAUAAAUUUCAGAAUCCUUAGUUUCGUGCAAGGGAAAGUUAGUAAAGAUCGAACUUAUUGACUUACGGUCUUUAUUUUACUUUUAGACACUUCAGUGGAGCGCAACACAUUGAUGGAGCGAGUGUAUCCCCGACUCAAGUCCUACUGUCAGGAGAGAGGACAUGACUUUCAAGUGGUAGACAUGAGAUGGGGAGUCCGUGAUGAGUCCACUGAUGAUCACAUGACCACUGAGCUGUGCAUGAGAGAGCUGCGCGCAUGUCAGAAGCUGUCCACUGGACCCAACUUCAUUGUAAGUUAGAGUAAGGAAUUAAAUAGACCAAUGAGCUCUCGCAAAAAGGAUCAUUUUAUACACAUUGGUAAGUUUGGUACCGAUAAAAAGCAAAAUAGCAUGUAAAGAUUUUGCUUUUUAAAGGCAGUUUUCAGACCAACCGGUUUUGAAAUUUUUUUUGACUUGUGUGAUUGCAAAUCCUUUUUUAUUUUUUACUUUUUUUUUCAGACGUUUCUUGGACAAAAAUAUGGUUACCGUCCAUUUCCUACGAAAAUAGUGGCCUCUGAGUUUGAGAAGCUCCUUGGUGCGGUUGAAAAUCAGGACGAUGUUGCGCUACUGAAACACUGGUUUUGGCGAGACGACAACGCGGUUCCCGCCCAAUAUCUGUUGCAGCCAAUCACAUCGCUACUGCCCCACUAUCGCGACUAUGCGAACGAGGAGUUACGUAAGAAAGCGUCUGCCGAUUGGUGGACAGCGUUUGAGAGAAUGCAGGUUGUUUUGAGGGAAGCCGCUGACAAGGCUUUGGAUGAGAAGAGUGAACGGCAUAAAUAUCACAUGUCAGGUAUUGAUAUGACUCAGGAACACAAUUAUAUGUUCUUAGCACAUUUGACAAUUUGAUCUGUGAUCUACUACUGAACAGACGCACGGUAAUAAGGAAUUCGUAAAAGAGAUCAUCCUCGCAGGUGAGCCGUAACUAACCCUUUAACCCCCAGAAGUGAUUCACAUGUUACUUCUCCAUACAAUAUCCAUGCACUAUCCAGCAAACAGGUAAUGAGAAUACUCAAAUGUAUCAGGUAGAAGUUGUUACCUUGAUCUAAUACCAAAUUCUUGUAACUAAUUUACAAGGAAAUGUUUAGCAGCUAGAGGGGAGGAUUAAAAAUCCGAUCCUGGGAGUUAAAGGAUUAAAGAAACUGCAAAAAGGAAACAUGUAAAUAUUCAGGAAGCCUGAAUUUUUUCAGGAUACUUUUCUGUCAUUUCUUUCAUCGCUGCUUACCUGCGAGGAUCAUUUCUUUACCUGUAUGAUUCAGGCAAUUGAGGUUCUAAGAGGUGACCCCAUCAAAACAUGCACAAAACGUUUUGACGUAGUUACCUAGGUUGAUCACAUUGAAUACCUCUUAUGGCCAUAAAAUACCUUAUUGUUAUACAAUUAUUUGUGUCCUUUCAUAGUUACCGAGGACGAAAUCCGAAGAGGCAUCAUAGACGCUUCACAUCCUUCAAGCCAUUGCUUCUGGUUUAAAAGAGUCAUCACAAAUCUCCACGACAAAAUUGAGAGUAAAAGCGCUGGAAAAUUCAUUGAUAAGACGUGGGGAGCCAAUUCAUCGGUAGAUGAAACUGCUCAGAAAUUACUUAACGUUCUUCGGGAGAACGAUCUUCCUCAGGCGUUAUCAAGCGCAAACAUUGUGAAUUAUGACAUCAAAUGGUCUGAAGAUGGCGUCGACCCAUCUACCUCAGAAGAACAUUUUCAGUACAUAGAAAAACUCUGCAAAGAUUUUUAUGAUACCCUGACUCAGAUGAUCGAUAAAGGGAUUAAGGAGAAAGAAACAUCUGGUGCGAGAGAUUCAUUUGCAGAGGAAGUAUUUCAGCAUGGUUCAUUUUGCCAGAAAAAGUGCAAAUCAUUUCAUGGUCGUAAAGAGUUUUUGGAGGCUUCGAAAAACGUUCUAGUGAAUCAUGAAAAUCAAGCUGUUGUGCUCCAUGGAGAAUCGGGUUGUGGAAAGACGUCGAUUAUGGCGAAAAUUGUCUCCGAAGUUAAACAGUGGCUUGAAGACGACUCUGCUAUAGUGGUUUUACGUUUUAUUGGUACCACACCCGAAUCGUCUGGCAUCAGGCCCCUUUUAAGAAGCAUAUGCGUUCAGUUGUGUAGAGCGACCGAUCAGAAUACUACAGAUAUACCGGAGGUAUGGUUUGCAAUUAUUGUACCUAUAACUGGAAGGGUCGAAAAGAUUAUUGAUGUGUCCAUAAGAAUGAAUGAAUCAUCAGUUAAUUCCGUAAUAUAUCGUUAUAUAUCACGAGGUUAACACAUAUGUUAAGUCAGCAAUAGCGGGAAUAAGGGCCUUACUGUGUUUAGGUCGAGGAAAGUAAAGGAAAAAAUUAUUCAAAACUGUUCCAUUUUAUGCUUAGGAUAUUAAAUCCCUGAAAGACUACUUUCAAGAAUGCUUGAAGAAGUCGGCUGAAAAUCACCCCGUUGUUCUGGUUUUGGAUUCAUUGGAUCAACUCUCCAUAGAUGACGGUGGCCGGCAAAUGGACUGGUACCCAAGACAGUUACCAAGCGAUGUAUACGCCAUUCUUUCCACGCUACCCGGCGAGGAAUAUCAGGCCUUACCAAGUCUCAGAGUAAGUUGAAAGCAGCAUCGGGAAAAUUCACGCCUUUGUUCUUUUCUUUCCAUGUCAAUAAAUUUGGAUACUAGGACUCCUGUAAUUUGGAGUCUUUAUUUAAAAGUGCCUAAUUGUGUUGAAAAACAUAUUUGUCGUGUCAAACGCCUCCACCACAAAGAUAAGUACUGUAUUUCACAACUCAACCAUUUAUAAUUUUUUGUUAAUCACGAGGUCGCGUAAAAUCACAUGACCAUAACGUCACUAACUCAAUGGCACGCAAUGCGUGCAAACAAGAUAAAAAAUGUUAACAAAAACAAUUAAAUAAAAUGUCAAUGUUCGGUCGCAACAAAAUUAAAGCAACUAUCUGUUCGCUUGUGCUUUCCUCGCAUUAAGCUUCUGCACAGAAUCGAAGAAUAUAAUCUUAAAUGCUUUCUGUUUGAGCUUUUACCAUAAGUCUAUGAUAUAUUUUUUUAGUUAGAAGCAUGAUUUUAUUGAUUCAUUUUCUUUGCACAUGGUAGACAAUCCUUCCGAGUGAAUGUUUUUUGGAAGUACCAAAGAUUCCUCUUAAUGAAGCAGAUGUCAUCCUUGACAAUUGGCUCAGAGCAGGUAAUCGAGCAAUCCUACCAAAACAGAAAACCUAUGUCAUGGAAUCUUUUCAGAAGUGUCCCCUUCCCUUGUACCUUAAGCUGGCUUUUGACGAAGCCCUGCGAUGGAACUCGUACACUCCUUUCUCCGAGCUUUGCCUCGAGCCAUCUGUGCGGGAAAUCAUUGAUGACAUGUUCAGCCGGGUUGAAAGACGACACGGGAAAGUUUUGGUCAGUCAUGCGCUGGCCUACAUCACAGCAUCUAAGAACGGCUUGACAGAGACUGAGUUAGAAGACUUGCUCUCGUUAGACGAAGAAGUCCUUAAUGAUGUCUAUCAGUACUGGACACCUCCAGUGAGAAGACUUCCACCACUGCUGUGGAUUCGCAUUCGGUCUGACAUUGGUGACUAUCUUAUUGAACGAGGAGCUGACGGCACCCGGGUGGUAUUUUGGUAUCAUCGUCAGUUCAUCGAAGCUGCAAGGGAAAGAUACUUGGCAGGUGAUCAAGCUACUAAAAUUCACGCCAUUAUGAGCGAAUACUUCCUCGGGAGGUGGUCUGGCGGAAUCAAAAAGCCAUUUCUUAACAAAGAAAGCAAAGAGAUGUUCAUGGACAGAUUGGUACCAAAGCAACCAUUGAUGUUCGACUCGAGUGACGACAACGAGAUCUUUAAUCUUCGCAAGUUGAGUGAGCUUCCAUUUCACUUGUUUCAUUCUGGAAACCUAGAACAAAUGAAACAAGAGUGCCUUUGUAACUUCGAGUUUCUUUUGGCAAAACUGAGAGGAACCUCUCUACAAGUUCUUAUGAGUGAUUUUUCGUCUUUCCUUGACGCAAAACCGGAAGAUAAUGAUGUGGAUCUCCUUCACGAGUGCUUACAACUCUCUGCUUAUUCGCUCUCCCAAAAUGGUAAUCAACUACCCACACAGUUGAUAGGCCGCAUGUACAACUUUUUAGAGAGACAGGAACAGUACCCUGAUGUGCACAAGGUCUUGAAGCAAGCGCUGAAUUCUUCGACAGCUUGUUUUCUUCCAAACAGAAAGUGUUUGACAGCGCCUGGUGGAGCACUGCGUUCUUCCAUCGGAUUAACGCAGUCUGGCAGCGAUGUCAUCAGCAUGGCUAAAGAUAACCGCACUAUUGCAGUGUCAAGCCAAACAUCGGAUGGCCUUGUUGUCAGAAUCAUUGAUUACGUUAGUAAUAAAGAAGUAAGAAAGUUUACUCUUCAACAGCCGGUCGAAAUGUAUAGCACAAAUUUUAAUCAAAUAAGUCAGAAGAAUCCUGAUUUAUUGCUGCUUGCUGGAUCGCAUAAAAUCUUCCUGCUCAACACACUGUCUGGACAAAUAGUGCAAGAAUUUCAAGUUUCUGAUGACGAUUGGUUUUCUUACAACCCUUAUGCUCCAAUUUCAUUUGCCGAUGAUGAAAACUUGCUGGUUGCUAUCUGUCCUGACUCACUGAGGGUAUGGCAGGUAGAAAAUGGUACACUUCUCCACACCCUACCCCUGAAAGGCGUCAACACAGAAGACGAAAUUGGUGCCAUAGAUGCUCGUGGAAGCUUUGCGGUCUACAACGUACGGGGGACAAACACGGUGCACUUCAUCGAUUUGAAAAUUGGCCGAGAAGUGCGAAAGAUCACCAUCUCAUACCCUAAGAGUAAAGGUUCCAGCGAAAAAGUCUUUGUCAAGGAAAUCAAAAUAACAUCCCUUGAUCAAGUGGCUGUGAUCCCAUCUUCAUUUGAUAGUUUGCGACUUUACGAUCUCUCAGCAAACCUGAUUCGUGAACUAACAAAUUUCAAGAUGCAAGAAGGUCUUCAUCGAAUGCAGAUUACCGAUGACGGCACGAAAGUCGUGACAGCUGAUAUGUAUGAAAUCUGUAUUCUGAACCUGGAAACAAACGAAAUGGAGAGAUGUCUCAGAAGUCCAAUUUUUCGGAUGCGAGUUUACACACGUGAUGGAAUCCACAUAUUGGCAGUGGGACAAGACAACAUCCUACGUGUCUACGACAAAAGUCGAGAGGAAGAUGACGAAAACCAAAAGGAUACUGCUCUCAGCACAAUACAAGGCAACACGAUUGCUGACCAACUCACAGCCAUUUCGCCCAGUUUUGAUCAACGCCAUGUACUAACAUCUGCUGUUAUUCAACUUCGGAACGAGCUAGCUGUCUGGGAUGGGCUAACUGGUAAAAGAGUUCGCCGUCUAAUGAAUCUUACGGUGUUUCCGAAUCCCAUUCGCAUGUUCACCGCCACCCGCGCUGUCGGCUUCAUCUACGAUCAGGAAAUCCCACAUUACAAAGUGUUCAACUUUGCUGAGGGAAAAAUUGAGAGAAAUCUGGAAGGAAAAGCAUGUAAAAGGAUGAACGCGUUUGGAUUCAUUGAUCAAAGACGGAUGAUCUCGUUUUCUAGAGGAAGGCGAUUCGUCAAAGUAUGGGAUGUUGACAGUGGCAAAGUGCUGAAGGUGGUGAAGUUCAAAGAAAAGCAACGAUUCGAGGACUUGUUGAUCAGUAAUAACGGCAAAAAGGCUGUGUGUUCACUAGCAAGCCAGAUGACUCAGCAUCGCGACAAAGAACUACGCUUGACUGUUAUUGACACAACCAGCUUCAGCAGCAAGAACCUUAUGUACAAAGGCGAACAGUUAAGUCUUUUUAACGCACGGAUAUCAGAUGAUGGAAACUAUCUGGUCAGUUUAGUACAAUAUUCUCAGCCACUACUCUGGAACCUCCAAACUGGCCAGCUGAUACAAAAGCUGUUUGACCCGGACGCCUACGAAACGGCCAGCACCGUCGCAAUUUCGGGAGCAUCGAUGACAGCCAUAACUGGAACGGGUGACCAGAAGAUCAAAAUAUGGAGCAUCGAAAGUGGUGAGGUCUUGCGCUGCAUAGAUACUUCGCCAGUCCUCGAGCUUUUUAUUUCACCAGAUGGGGAAGUGAUCAUUUCCAAAUCUCAAGAAACAAAUGGCUUCGACGCCUGGGAGACGAAGACUGAGAAGAAACUUGGCUCGUUCACUACUGACGGUUUCCCAAAUCAUGCGAAAAGUUUUGGAGACAGGCUUGCAUUGGGACUUGGCGAAAACCCUAAUCUGAUGAUUCUCCAUUUGCAUCGUCCCGCACUGAAAAACAGAAUGGAAGAAGAGAAUUUACAGUCUCCAUAUGACGGUCUACCCGUGGAAGCAACCGUGGAAAAUUUCCAAGAAAAACCUACGCGUGAUGACGGCAUUGAUGAUGAUAAGGAUAAUGAUAACAGUUCCAUAGCCUAG